AUGGAAAAGCAGGCAGAGAGGGCAGAAAAACAGAAGGUUAAAGUAGAAAAGAAAAGGUUAAAAAAGGAAGCAAAUCACAAAGCCAGUAAACCAAAGAAGAGGACACAGAAAGAGGACAAACCCAGUUCUGGAAGAGACGAUAUAAAAUCAGUAAAAGGCAUUUCUCUCAACAAGGUUGACACGGAAAAGAGCAGGACAUUGGUCGCAAAGACAAUAAAAAAUGCUGACUUAGAAAAUGAAGAGGAGGAGACUGAGCUAUCGUUGACUAUUAAAGACGAAAUAAUGCUGCUUGAAGGCAAAGGUAAAGAUCUGAGAGCCAUUCUGGAGCUCGAAGAACAGCAGGAUGCCCAAAGUUCUGUGAAAGGGCAGCAACAGAGGCUGCUUUUUCACAAGGUCAAGAUGAAAUCUGUCCAAGACAAAGCAAAUAACAUCUUAGCAAAUCCAAAUGUGGAAACAUCAGCGGGUGAGUCCUUUGAUGAGGGGUCCAGUAAACCGAAGGAUGGUUUAAUAGCAGGAUUAAAUGUUGUGGCAUCUCCUCAUCCAGUGUCUGGUUGGAUUCAGAAGAAGCUUAACUUUAAGAAGAAGCUUUCUGUUUGGACUAAAGCCAUUGGGGUAUCUCACUGGCUGUCCCUUCAGGCUAUGAAACAAAAACAAAGCACCAGAAAAUCUAAAGGAAAUGUUCUCCAAUACGGAAUGGCCAUGAGAGUUGCUAGUCACACCAGGCUGGUCAGAAGGAAAAACAUGGGCUCUCCUCAGGAUACAAUGGUUACAGAGAAAGCUGGCCUCCAGAGAAAGGAAGAGGAGGGAUGGGAAGAAGUAUCCCCAGCUGAGGUAGAAGCCAAAUAUGCUGUAGUACUCCCCAGGAUGAACAUAGUGGGCAAGAAAAAGACCGUCAUAGCACCCCUUAGAACUUCUGGAUCUCCCACUUCAUCAUGUACCCCUGAGUCACCAGGAAAGCCCACUACCUUAGAGUGCAAACCCAACAAAAUAGGUGCCAGGCUUGUACUCCCUAUCAAGCCAGAUCUCACCCGGCUUAAGUCCACCCAGAAGCCAUUUUCAGCACUAACAUUAGACAGGAAUGUGGCAGAGAAGGUCCCUGGGUCCAGUGGUUCAAUGAAAGGAUCAUCCAACCCAGAGCAUAAAGGCAGGAGGGCUGCCUUAGACAAUAAGGAUGGAGUCACUGUGCAACAGGCUGCCAUAGAGAAACUGGACCUGUUCCAGAUCAACUUAACCAAGAUGUCAUUGUCAGGGGGAACUAUAGGUGAUGGAUUGACAUGGGACAAUGACCCAGAGAGAGAGGAUGCAGAUGCAAUACCCAGGUCAACCACUCAGUUGUUAUCAAAUGGGGAGGCAAAUGCAAUGAUCUCAGGUGACUGCUCCUUGUAUGAAGAAGAGAUAAACAGGGAAGUAGCCCAGCUGAUGGAUGUGGGUGGUAUACAUACUAUCACCCAACCAGAGGUGUACUGGGCUGAGAACCUGCAGAUGAGUGGGGCCCCUCAGGUGGUAAUGCCAGGCAGCACAAGACCUGUAGAGGUGGAUGAGGUGGAAGAUCUGUCUCAGUUGAAAGAGGUGUGCGAGAGCUCUGUGAUUUUGAAUUUGAAGAAGAGGUUCCACCGCGACUAUAUUUAUACUUACAUUGGAAACAUGCUUCUGUCGAUUAACCCGUUCAAGCCUCUUAACAUCUACACAGCUGAGCUGAGACAGAAAUACCAGGGAAAAGAGCAGCAGAAAAACCCACCCCAUGUGUAUGCCAUAGCUGAGGGCACCUUCAAACAGUCUCAGGCCUCAACACAGGAGCAGUGCAUCAUUAUAAGUGGCCAGAGUGGUUCAGGGAAAACAGAGGCAACCAAGCUGAUUGUCCAUUACCUCAGUACCAUGUGCCAGGGCAGACAAAACAAUCUGCGACAGCCCAUGAAGGUCUUUCCAAUUCUGGAGAGUUUUGGCAAUGCCAAGACCAUCCUCAAUAACAACUCCAGCCGCUUUGGCAAGUACCUCCACAUCCACAUUCUCAAUGGUGUUGUUGUCGGGACUUCAUUGUCCAGAUAUCUCCUUGAGAAGUCCAGGGUUAUAUUUCAGGCCAAUGAGGAGAGGAACUACCAUGUAUUUUAUGAGAUCCUAGCAGGGAUGAACGACUGGGACAAACAGGAACUCUACCUACAGGGACCUGAGACCUAUUACUACCUAAAUCAAGGUGGUGCCUGUAAACUGGAUGGGAAGCAGGACAAACAGGACUUCAAACUUUUGGUUCAUUGCUUUGAGACCAUUGGACUCUAUGCUAACCAGGUCUCCACAAUUUGGGCCAUUCUGUCCUCAAUUCUGCAGCUCGGCAACAUCUGCUUCAGCUCUUAUGAGCAUGAGUCCUUUGAGGUUUCCCACAUCUUCAGUGAUGCUGAGACCAGAAGAGUUGGCUCCUUGUUGCAGAUUUCCUCAGAUGCCCUGCAGACCAUCAUCACUCACAGAGUCACAGAGACAACCUAUGAAAAGAUCUACUGCCCCCUGUCUGUGGAACGUGCCAUAGAAUCCCGAGAUGCCAUUGCCAAAGCCUUGUAUGUGGUAUUGUUUGACUGGUUGUUGGAGCAGAUCAAUGACUGGCUGAGUCCCUCAAAGAUGGACAGCACAGUGGGGAUUCUGGACAUUUAUGGGUUUGAGGACUUGGGAGUUAACAGCUUUGAGCAGCUGUGUAUCAACUUUGCCAAUGAGCAGUUGCAGCACUUUGUCAACAAGGCAGUGAUCUCUCAAGAGCAGGAAGAGUACAGUGCAGAACAGAUCCAGUGGAACUCCAUGCAUCUCAAGAACUUCAACUCCUGUCUGGAGCUGAUUGCCUCUAGGCCACAAGGCAUCCUGCAUAUAUUGGAUGAGCAGACUUGCCUCCCUCAGGCCACUGACCACACUUUCCUCCAGAAAUGCCACUACCACCAUGGGAACAGCCCCCACUAUGCCAAGCCAAAAAGCCCACUUCCAGUCUUCACUAUUUAUCACUAUGCUGGAGCUGUCACCUAUCAGGUUCAGAAUUUCCUGAAUAAGAACCAUGACCAGUUCAAGACAGAAGUGGUGGAACUUUUUGCCGGGAGUCAGUUAAAGAUGGUGUCAGAGAUGUUCCAGAAGGUUCAUGAUGAUUACAUUCAGCAGAGAGAGCUGGGCUGGAGAAGGAAGGGCCUUCGACAGCAGCAUUCUACUGCUGCCUCACACUUCCUCCAGUCCUUGAAUGAACUCAUCAUCCGCCUGGAGAGAUGCAAAACUACGUUUAUUCGUUGUCUGAAGCCAAACUAUGUUAAGCUUCCAGGUAUCUUUGAUGUGGACUAUAUGUCAGCCCAGCUGAGGCAUGGAGGGAUGCUGGAGACUAUCCACAUCCGGAAAGAGGGUUUUCCCAUCCGGCUUCAAUACUCCUACUUCAUAGAAAGGUAUGGGGUUCUGUUGACCCAGGGAUUGAGUGAAGUGUCAGACAAAGUACAGACAGUGGCUCUGCUGGACAUGGUUGGUGCAGAGGAGGAACACUACAGACUGGGUCUCACCAAGCUGUUCCUCAAGGAGCUUCUCUACAAGCAGCUGGAGGAGAAGUGGAGCAGCACUCAGACCUGGGCUGCCAUCACCAUCCAGAGGAACAUCAGGGGCUUCCUCUGCAGAAGGAACUUUAAGUUCUUCAGACAGAAAGCAAUUGUGAUUCAGAGCCACAUUCGAGGACACCAGGCCAGGAAGUACUACAAGCGUCUGAAGCAGUCCUUCACCCAGUUCUGGGCGGUUAUGCUUGUAACAAGAGACACCAUUAAGAGACGUCAUUGGAGGAAGAGAGAUCCAGAUUUUAUUUCAUGCCUUCAUGUUCCACAGGAUACAUGGUGCCAGCCUCAGGGAUACUCCCUUCAAAGGCCUCUCACCUCUCUGGAGCCAGAAGAUGCAAAAACCGCCCUGGAAAUUCACAAACUGAUCUUACGGUUUACAGGGGAGACAGACCUCAGCAGCUGGCAGGAGCAGAUGUUGGGUAACUACAUCGUGGAGAAGGGGCAGAGCCGGCCAGCUUUGAGGGAUGAGAUCCUGGCUCAGUUAGUUCACCACACAUUGGGCCUGCAGGAGGAGCAGGACUCCAUGAGGGGUUGGCUGCUGCUGGCCUGCUGCCUCAGUGCCUUUGUCCCCUCACUAACACUGGACAAACCCCUUCUCAAGUAUGUAUCAGACCAUGGUCCAAAGGAGUACCGGUCGCUGUGCCAGCACAAAAUGCUGACAAGUCUGCAGCUACCAGCUCCCACUUUGCGUAUCUAUCCACCCACCCAGCUAGAGUGGAUGGCCUGCCAGAGGAAGGGCACCAUGCAGGUGGAUGUUCAAACCUUCAAUGAUGAGACGCUGACAGCUGAAGUCGAGUCAUGGACCACUGGUGAGCAGCUAGCAUCGUGGCUUCUUCAUUUCAGAGGUGUGUCUGAGGCAGUACAAGGCUGGUCAGUGUCUCUGCUAAGUGAUGAAGGCUGGUCAGAUCUGGCUGGCUCAGAUUUUGUCAUGGAUCUGCUGGCUGGAGCAGAGGCUGAAGUGCUGCCACCAAUAGAAUCAUCCUCCUCUACGAACUCUGACUACCUGUUCAGCAGUCACGGAGACAGAAUGCUGGCUACAGAUAUAGAUGACCUCAUCCCUCCGGCACCACCAGUGCAAGCUCCUGGGCUUCCCCCGUAUGAGAGAAGCCCCUGGGAAUCAGAUUUUCCACGUGAAAGUAAGUGUUGGCACGGUCAACAGAUAGAUGCCUACGUUGAUGACUUGUUUGAUCCUGUACUCGACCAAGGACCUCCAGAUAUGGAAAGAGUAGCAAUGUUAAACAACAGGAUGAGAGGAGGAGGAGGGAUUGGACCAAUGCAUCCUGGUACAUAUGGAUCUGGUGUUCCAGUGCCAAUGCCAAGCUAUCCUUUGGGAAUGCCAGUUAACUCUUCAAUGCCCAGUUAUUAUGCAUCUCCUAUGAUGCCAACCAUGACAGGCAUGCCAACCAUGACAGGCAUGCCAACCAUGACAGGCAUGCCAACCAUGACAAUGCCAACCAUGACAGGCAUGCCAACCAUGACAGGCAUGCCAACCAUGACAGGUAUGCCAACCAUGUCAGGCAUGCCAACCAUGACAGGCAUGCCAACCAUGCCAGCAAUGAUGAUGACUCAGGCUCCCAUGCCUGCUUCUCCUGUCAUUGACCCAAUUCAGACAGCAGCAGCACAGCAGGCUCUCGUCAACCAGCAGGCAUAUCUCAUGGCCCAACAAAUGACCUUGCAAGCAAUGAGUCUGUCCCAACAGCAGGUACAAGAGCAGCAGAAGAAAGAGAGGCAGAAACAGAAAGAGCAGGAGAGAAAGCAAGAGGAGGAGCAAGAGAAGGAGAGGAGGUUGAGCAGACGGUCUGAUCAGCGGUUCAGCGAAGCUCCCUCAGCCCUACCCGUCCAGUCCAAAACACCCACAACUAAAUGCACCUCUACCUAUAGUCAAAUUGAGCCAGAACCAGUGAGAGAAAUGGAGACACCAGAUCCAAAUAAUCUGCAGUCUUUUACAGACAAGAGGAAAUACUUCCAAAAGAUUGGCACUCAGCCACAAGGUGAAAUCAAAACCCAAAAGCCUAAUCUGGUCCUCUCCUGCCCAAUCGGACAGCAGGACCAUCCCCUGCCUUUAAAUCAUCCAUCACCCCCACCUACAGCACCUAAGCCUGAAGUGAAGGGUCCCGUUGUCCUUACUUCUAAGGAAGCCGAUCCUCCGAUCGAAAUGCCCGCAGAUCCUCCGAUCAAAUUGCCUGCAGAUCCUCCGAUCGAAAUGCCUGAGUCUCGGUUCCAACCCACCUCCAACAUCAGAGAAAUCAUAAGACAGUACAACAGCCGAGCCCUCCCAGAGCCCAAACCCUUUGAGCCUGUCAGACACUCUGCGCGGCAUUUUCUAAAGAAGGGUGACCCCAAAGAGGAAGCUUUGGCAAAACUCAAAAACAACCCACCAAUGCCAGAACAGAAGAAAAAGUGCCUGCCUCCUUCACCACCAGCCAAGCCUAAAAGUGAGCAGCCUCCUUCCGGGAGGGGUUCCCAAAUCAUCUCCAACAACAUGAAACAGAAGCAGCAGUCCCUGGAAGACCUGUUUGGUUCACAGCGAUCCCAGCAGAUUCCACCUUUCCCAACAGACCUUCCACCAGCUCCUCCACACCCAACAUCCACCUUGCAGGAUAUCCCUGACCCACCAUCCAUGGCCGCCCCAUCUAUCAACAUGAUGCCUGAAGAGGACAGCAUUCAGUCCCAGUUGCAGCGCUUUUCAGCAGGGGUCUACUUCUCUUACUCCAACAUGCUGGGAAAACUGUUCAUGCGAAAAGAAGUGUUUUACCCUAGAGAGAUGUUCAACCAUCCCUACGUUCUCAAUCUUUUAUGUGAACAGAUCAUGAGGGACACAUACUCAGACAGUUGUGUGAGGAUCAGCAGAGAGGAAAAGAGGGAGAUGAAGGACUUGCUAGCAAAUUUCAGUGUGGGAAUGACUAUAAGCACCAUCCAGGAUGACAACAUGAAAAAAAGGAUUGUCAUUGCUGCUCGAGACAACUGGGAAAACUACUUUAGUCGACUAUUCCCUGUGAAGUCAGACAGUGGGGAUGCUCAGGUUUUGGGUGUGUCUCAUCGUCGGAUUCAUCUCUUGAAGGUAGCCAGAGCAUCAGGCAUCAACCCAAAACAUCUCCGUCUGCUUAGAAGCUACAGUUUUGCAGAGUUGCUCUCAGUUGAAGACCAAGGUUCAGGCAGAGUGAAACUGGAGCUGAAGAAUGAAAAUCUGGUGCUGCAGUCCCACAGAGCCCCUCAGAUCACUGCCAUGAUCCAGUUAUUCCUUCAGGAGCUCAUCAAGGACUCGGGUCAUGUCAUUGCCCUGAAGAGUUUUGUGACUGAUGACAAGAGUCUGCUCAGUUUCUGCAAGGGUGACAUCAUCAAACUUCUACCAAUAGAAGGAAUCCAGACAGGCUGGUGUUUUGGGACCAUGGGAGGGCGGUCUGGUCUUUUCCCAGAAGAUGCUACUCAGCCAUCUGCAGCCCCGGACUACCACUCUCUCCAACGUGACCAAAGAGAUGCAGGGAGAAAAAGCAUAAGAGGCACUAAAGUUGUCAGUCCACCCAAGGGCCUGUCUCCUGAUCCCAUCAGCAGUGCUGAUUCAGAAUGGCCCAGAAGAGAGCCUUUGCUCCAGGGAUCAGUCCAGAGUUCAAUUCAGGGCUCAGUCAAUGAUGUGGAGAUCCUCUCAGUUAUGGCUAAGUUUGCCAUUAAAUACUUCAGGUAUGCAUUAUCUGUUUGUUAAAGAGUGGGGAAUAUGGGUCUGCCAGCCAGUGGAAGAAAUUUUUCCGAGGUGGUUCAACACACAGAGGUCCCAAUAAAAGAGUCCCUUAUUCUCUACAAUGAUCCUGAAAUCAAUAAAUUAUCUGUCAAGUGCUUCACGAACCUGAUGCAGUUCAUGGGUGACAUGCCAUUGAAAAAGGAUAAAACCCAGUCAGCCUGCCUAAGCCAUAUCUUAUUGCUAGGGAAAGAAAAGGAGCUGCUGCAAGAUGAACUUUACUGCCAGGUCAUCAAGCAAACCACCAACAACCCAACCAAAUCCAGUUGUACCCUUGGUUGGCGGCUGCUGAGCCUGAUGACUGGGUUCUUCCCCUGCUCUGGUACUCUGCAGCCAUACAUCACACAUCACCUACACAACAUCUCUCAGGACAAUGAACAUCCAUACCAAGAGCUGGCAUUUGUGUGUAUGGAUAACCUUCAACGAUCUCUCGAUUUUGGUGGUCGCCGAAAUAUCCCCUCAAAUAUCGAGACGGAAGCCAUUCUGACUGGCAAAACCUUUCGACGCAUUCCUAUCCAGCUACCAGGAGGCAGGGAUUUCCCGAUGAAGAUACACAGCUUCACUAUGGCAGCAGAUGUGGUAAAAGAGUUCUGUAAGGAAAUGGGCAUCUCAAAUCUCCCAGAAAUCAAAGACUUCUCCAUCUUCUCCAACAGAUUUAAAGAGGGAAUUGCGCGUCCCCUCCAUGCUAAGGAGUAUCUCUUUGACUUUCCACUGGAUGACAACUCCAUCUUCUUCUCUCUGAGGAGAGUGAUGUGGCGAAGCCCUCUGUCCUUCAAGAGUGACCUCUAUAUGGAUUUCCACUAUCAACAGCUCCUGGGCGACUAUUUGAAUGGGCGACUGAUCCUUCCUCCUGCUGAAGGAGGUUCCGCAUCAAUUCAGCACAUGGCAGAGCUCUCAGCAUUGCAGCAUCUGGCUCGAGGUCAAAGAAAUCAGCCCUCACUGCUAGAGAUGAAGGAGUACCUGCCCUCACAGGACAGAUUCAGCAGUAACGCUGAGGCGAUCCAUUCCUUCUGUCUGGGUCAAAUAGCUGCAAUGCAGUCUCUCAGCCCUCAAGAUGCCAAAACAGGCUUCAUUGAGUUUAUAAGCAGUCUGCCUUUGUUUGGUUCCAACACUUUCUUGGCCCAGAAGGUGAGCCAGAGUGGCUGUCCCUCCCCCUGUUUGGUCAGCGUAAGCCAGGAGGGUGUGCUGUUUCUUCACCCUACAAAACAGGAGGAGGUGUUUAUGAUUUCUUUGGCAGAUGUACAGUCCAUGCACACCAUUCGCCCAAAGAGACAAGGCAAAGUGCCAGCAGUCGACAUCAAUUAUGGCAAUUCAGCUCAUCCCAAAAAAGUCACCAUUCAUCUCAAACAGGCCAAGGAGUUGUGCCACAUCCUCGCCCUGAUUAUUGAGGAGUCGAUCCAGCUUUGAGUUACCAGCUCCAUUUCAAAAUCACCUGAAAACCCUCUUAAUCACACACACACACACGUUUAUACAUUAUACAUGUCUUUAGGGUCUAGGCACAAAACGGUCCUCACAAAGAAUCAAGAGAAGUACACACACACACACACGCAUAUUGUCCUAGCUCACACCAAGGGACAUUACAUAGAUUUGCAAUUAUAUGCUGAAAAAGUUACCAUAACCCGAAUCACACAACUCACACACCCAAAAUGUUUAUCAGAAGUGAGUUUUUUUUCUUAAUUGAUUUAUUUUGGUAUAACUCUUUUUGUUAUUGCUGAAAAUGUACUGAAUACCAACAUGUCUAUGCACAUAUAAGCUGAAAUUCUCUUCAGUGUUGUAAUCUGAGAUGAAGUGAUACAGAAUUUACACAUUUACUACUAAUAAUAUUACUGAAUUUGGAAUGUGUUAAUUUGCCAGCUGUAUGAAUAUGAAUGCUUUGAUUAUAUUCCUUUUGUGGUUUAAAAUCCAAUAAUAUCAUUACAGAAAUUUAAACAUCCUCAUCAUAUUAAUGUAUUUCAAUAAUAUAUUGUUAUAUAAGUCAUUUAUAUGUACUAUAUGUCGAUUCAAUUGUUUUCACGUGAUCGUUUAAUCAUAUUUUCCAAACAGAGCAGUACACUGGGGUUGCAGACAAGGCGGGUUGUAGAAGGGCUGGCCAGGUGGGGGAGGGCCAGGUGCCUGGUCAGACCUGUUGAAGAAAAGGCCUCUCCAGACCAAGUAGCAACCUAGUGUGACAUCACCCAUCGGUUUGUGUACUGCAGUUUUGAAGCCAAGAGUUUCAAAUUUGAUCAGAUCCAUCUUGAUGGUUUGGAGCCAGACUGAGGCUACGUUACCAUAUUUGGACAAAAAGGAGGAGCUGGAGAGGUGGGUCUGAACUGUCAACCCAAGGACUAUAGACACGUCCACCUACACCGGCUACUGACCACACCAAGCUCCCGACUGUGCUUAGAUAUAGCUGCUGACACGGAUAGCCACAUAUUUCAGAGUAGUAAUGAAUUGCAGCUGAAGUUAGCAAGCUAACAUUAAAUUGUGUUAUUAUAUAAUAUUUUUUAACACUGUUGUGAUCUGCAGAAAAUGAGACAUCACUUGUGAGCUGCUGCAUGAACUGUGAUGAAAAACGGAUCCUGGGCUGUUUCCAUCACUAUCAUUACAGUUAAACUACACCCUGUUAAACUUUUUUACUUUCAGCAAAGAACACUUUGCUGAAUGUGUUGUAGGCCUGGAAUUAAUCACAGGCCUUUUACAUUUUGGUUUUAAUCAAAUCACUUACAAUUAAGCUAUGAGGUAAUACUUUGGUUUCUUAUGACAAACGUUAGUGACAAUGAAAAUAUUAAUUCACCAAAGUGUCAUGUUUGUCAUGUUUGGAAAAUGUACUUAGUACAGUUUAAUCAUAUUGGGUAGGGUUAGGUUUAUGUUCAAUCACAUACACUGUGGCUUCAAAAUUUAAAUAUCAGAGAUUAAGUAAACACUUUUACUUUUAAAGUUACAGCUGUUUACGAUUGAAGACUUUUCACAUCACAUUGGUCACAUAACUUGUGAAGGUUGUAACUGCUGAAGUUGAACGAUCACCUAAUUCAAGUUUAAUAGUUUUUGAAUUAUGUUUAAAUAAUGUUACUACCAACCCUAAAAACUAUGUUAUAUGUAAUUUAUGUAAUAGGUAAAAAAGUAAACCUGAGAAUAUAGAGAAUUAAAGCAAUGUUCUGUUGGUCUGUCAUCUCAUCCAUGGACACUGAACUGGAGGUUGUUUAUUGAAA
This is a messenger RNA of Paralichthys olivaceus (Japanese flounder), 10478 nucleotides long. The record is from RefSeq and is a predicted model, not a curated record. Lineage: Eukaryota; Metazoa; Chordata; Actinopteri; Pleuronectiformes; Paralichthyidae.